Strongylus vulgaris is the source of this 534-nucleotide messenger RNA. The record is from the annotation of a GenBank genome assembly. Lineage: Eukaryota; Metazoa; Nematoda; Chromadorea; Rhabditida; Strongylidae.
AUGGAUACAUCCUAUUCCGAACAAGCUCGUCUUCUUUCGCAAUUUGCUGAGGCAGCAAAACAGGGCAAAAAGAAGUUUGUGUUUGUGAAUGCCUCUAUAAAGCCACACUUGAAGCUGGCUAGCACCACAGGGACGAAUAGAAAUCUCGAUAUUAUUCUUUUCAGUGAAAUUGAGGAGCAAUACGCAGCCCUCGCUCAAAUGCUCACAACGCUAAACGUGCCCCAGCAGGCCAACAACGUUAACUGCAACUAUUAUGACUACUAUAAAAACCUUCUCUCAUGCACGCUCAGUGAUCCUGGCUUUCUGACCAGCCUCCUCCAAUCUCUGGAUCUCUACGGGAUGGGAGUUCGCCAAGGAAUGCAGCAUCCACCUCAGCACCACCAUCAUCUCGUUGGACAAGGCGUCUCCCCAAAUCCAAUCCCUCAUGCAAAUCUCCACCAAUACCUAACUGCUGCAGCCAUGCUCAACUCUGCCCCAUUUCCUAACGAUGGGUCGGGCGAUGGUCCAAAAAACAAAAUUCGCAACUCUGCAUAG